Messenger RNA from Jatropha curcas, 2599 nucleotides. RefSeq names its product Protein kinase superfamily protein (gene PERK5). Gene Ontology annotation, biological process: protein phosphorylation. Gene Ontology annotation, molecular function: ATP binding; protein kinase activity. The record is from RefSeq and is a predicted model, not a curated record. NCBI's taxonomy places the organism in Eukaryota, Viridiplantae, Streptophyta, Magnoliopsida, Malpighiales, Euphorbiaceae.
CACACACAAGAACAAGAACACAUCUAUUAGUAAAAAUAUUUUAUGAGCUUAGAAGUAGUCAUGACCAUCAAAAUUUAACUUUUCAUUGGUUAUUGAUCUUAUUGUUCUUAGAUUGUUUAAUUUUAUGCAUGUUAUUAAUCCUUUAGUAGUUCUGAGUCUUUAAGAUUAUUCAUAUGUUGUUCUUCAAUUAGUAUUCAUUUUCUUUAAUGAAUAUUGUUUUAUUUUGCUAAAGCAUAUAUAUAUAUAUAUAUGUUUCUUAUUCUUAGGGAUUACAAGGGAGAUCAUUUGGAGGAGUGGUGGGGGUAGACCGUUGCCUUUGUAAGAAUAAUAUAUAGGUCGGAAGUUCUUCUUAUGGCUUCUGCCCCGUCACCGGACUCCUCACCUUCUCCUCCUCCUCCUCCUUCAUCAUCAGCAAAUUCGCCAUCUCCAUCAUCUUCACCUUCCCCACCUCCUCCACUAUCCUCACCACCACCACCACCAAAUAAGAAGUCAUCUCCACCCCCACCUUCAAAUAAAGCGCCACCCCCGCCAAAUAACUCAAAUGCUUCACCACCACCACCUCCUUCCUCUUCUAAGACAAAUACACCACCACCUCCUUCCUCUUCUAACACAAAUACACCACCACCGCCGCCAAAUAACAGUGACAAUAAUGAUAAAUUUUCACCCCCACCCUCGCCUCCAUCAUCAUCCAAAUCCAGUCGUCCACCACUACCACCACCAUUAGCGUCCGGAUCAACUGAUAAAUCCUCUAGUACCAUUGUACCCAUUGUAAUUGGAGUUGUGGUCGGGGUGGCAGCCAUGCUUCUACUUGCAUCACUUGUUUACCUGUGUACAAGCAAAAAGAAAAAGAAGAAGAGAAUAGAGUAUGAUUACUACAGUAGCGACCCAUCUCCUGCACUCAAUGGUGGUAAUAGUUAUUAUCCAACUACUCAACGGCCAACUAAUAAUUGGCAGAUGGGAAACCAAUAUAACAAUGAUCAAAUGGGCAACUUACCUCCACCUCCUGGUGCUCAUGGGUGGCCAUCACCAUCACCACCACCUCCACCAGCACAAUCACCAGGUCCGCAACAACCUCUCCCUGGUACAAAUGCAUCAACUGGUAGUGACAAGAGCUCAAAUUUCUCAGGUCCACAUGGUCCAGCCUUGCCUCCUCCGCACCCAUUGGUGGCUCUGGGGUUCACUCACAGCUGUUUCAGCUACGAGGAGCUAGCAGCAGCGACUGACGGUUUCUCUAAAGCUAACCUACUAGGCCAAGGCGGGUUCGGGUACGUGCAUAAAGGAGUUUUGGCUAAUGGUAAAGAAAUUGCAGUGAAAAGUCUUAAAGUUGGCAGCGGACAAGGAGAUCGUGAAUUUCAAGCCGAAGUGGAGAUUAUUAGCCGUGUCCACCAUCGCCAUCUUGUGUCGCUUGUUGGAUAUUGUAUGGCAGGUGGCCAACGGUUGCUGGUUUAUGAGUUUUUACCCAAUUCCACCCUUGAACAUCACCUCUAUGGUAAGGGUCAGCCUACCAUGGAUUGGUCCACUAGGCUCAAAAUUGCCCUAGGAUCAGCCAAAGGACUUGCUUACUUGCAUGAAGAUUGUCAUCCUCGCAUUAUCCAUCGAGACAUUAAAGCUGCAAAUAUUUUGCUUGAUUUCAAUUUUGAAGCGAAGGUGGCAGAUUUUGGGUUGGCCAAGCUAAAUUCAGACAAUUUUACCCAUGUCUCAACUCGUGUCAUGGGAACUUUUGGGUACUUGGCUCCUGAGUAUGCAUCUAGUGGCAAGCUUACUGAGAAAUCUGACGUUUUCUCCUUUGGUGUAAUGUUAUUGGAACUCAUAUCUGGACGCCGUCCUGUGGAUAUAAAUUCAGAGAUGGAUGAGAGUCUUGUUGACUGGGCGAGACCAUUAUGUGCCAGUACAGUGGAAAGUGGAAAUUUUCAAGCAAUGGCAGAUCCUCGUCUGGAUGGCAACUAUGAUUCAGCUGAAAUGGCACGCAUGGUUGCUUGUGCUGGUGCGGCCAUUAGACAUUCAGCCAGAAGACGACCAAAAAUGAGCCAGAUUGUUCGAGCUCUAGAAGGCGAUGUCUCGCUAGAUCACUUGAAUGAAGGGGUCAAAACUGAUCAACGAGGGCUCGAUUCUACUAGUUAUAGUUCAGAGUAUGACAGUGCCUCAUAUAGUGCAGACAUUAAGAAGUUUAGGAAGAUGAUAUUAAUGGACAGUAGCCAAGAAUAUGCAAGCAGUGAUUAUGGUCACACAAGUGAGUAUGGACUCAACCCUUCCUCUUCAAGCAGCGAAGGUGAGACAGGUAGCGGAAAGAACAGUCCUCGAUGAAGGAAAAAUUAUCGGAUUCUCAAAUUUUAAGCAAAGAAAUUAUCGCCAUUGAUUGGUAUUUGGAUGAAUAGACUAAUUUUCAAGAACUGGGUUAUUACUAUUAAAAUGCGAGUUUAUUUCUUCUAGCAAAUGGGAAGAGUGAGAGUGAUAAUUUUAUCAUGAAACUGCAACUAUUUGUUUAGGUUUAGCCUUCAUCAAAUGGAUGAUGGUGAAGGCACAAUUACAUUGUCCUUGUCUUUGUAAUCUUGCAUUCGUCAUUAAUGGAGUUCUUGUAGAAUUUGUCGAUUUGAGUAAA